UCUUCCUUGAUUUCUCUAGCACACACCUUUGCAAACAAAAGAUAAUUUCAUAGUCACAUUCACAUCACAUACGUGUUCCAAUUACUCAUUAGCAAGUAUGGCCGAUAACCAACCUCAGUUGAACGACUCUUACUAUGGACCUGCAAUUCCUGCUGCACGAGGGCGAUCCAGCAACCGCAACAACCGUGGCCGUAGCGGUUGUUGUUCUCUCUUCAGCUUUUUAUGGAAACUUCUUGUUGCACUUAUUGUCCUCUCCGGUCUCGUAAUCCUUAUCUUCUAUCUCAUUGUUCAACCCCGCACCUUCAAAUUCUAUGUCACGAAAGCCGAGUUAACCCAAUUUGACUAUACCAACAGCACACUACACUACAACAUGGUGCUCAAUUUCACUGCCCGUAAUCCAAACAAAAAACUUGGUAUCUAUUACGAUAAAGUUGAGGCUCAAGCAUUCUAUGAAGGGGCAAGGUUUGCGAAUGUCGAUGUGAUCACACACGUGAACUCUUUCCGCCAAGACAAAAAAAGCAGUGACCCUAUGAGUGGUGUUUUCUCAGGACAACAGUUGUUGAUGCUCCAUAGUGAUCAAGUGUCUGAAUUCAACAAAGACAAGAGUGUUGGAGUUUAUAAUAUCAAAGUGAAACUUUACUUUACGAUUAGAUUCAGACUUGGGGACUCCAUAUCCAGAAAGUACAAACCUAAGGUCAAGUGCGACCUCACUGUUCCUUUGAGCAACAACAAUGGAACUGGAUUUACCUUUAUACGACUUAUACCCACUAAGUGCGAUGUUGAGUUCUAGGUUCUAAGCUUGCACUUUCCUGUAAUUGUUUUCUU
Molecule: messenger RNA, 825 nt
Organism: Vicia villosa (hairy vetch)
Lineage: Eukaryota; Viridiplantae; Streptophyta; Magnoliopsida; Fabales; Fabaceae
Product: NDR1/HIN1-like protein 10
Exons: 1
Coding region: 98-790 (230 amino acids)
Biological process (GO): defense response to other organism
Source: RefSeq, a predicted model, not a curated record